Prorocentrum cordatum is the source of this 159-nucleotide messenger RNA. The record is from the annotation of a GenBank genome assembly. Lineage: Eukaryota; Dinophyceae; Prorocentrales; Prorocentraceae.
CCCAACGACGACCAGCCGUGGGCGGAGUUCUACACGAAUAACUUGUGGGUGGUUGGCUUUCUCAUCCUGACGCUCCUGCUGUUCCUUGUCCUGAGCUUGUUCGAGAGGAGAUGGAAAAAGAGGGCAAAGACUGACCAGCAUCACUCCGAGGUCAUGCAG